Molecule: messenger RNA, 1913 nt
Organism: Neogale vison (American mink)
Lineage: Eukaryota; Metazoa; Chordata; Mammalia; Carnivora; Mustelidae
Gene: TCF19
Product: transcription factor 19
Exons: 3
Coding region: 318-1325 (335 amino acids)
Biological process (GO): regulation of gene expression
Cellular component (GO): nucleus
Molecular function (GO): protein binding
Source: RefSeq, a predicted model, not a curated record
ACAUGUUUGUUUUUGCACUGCGCUGGGACCUAUCCUGAAUUUUUCCUUUGUAAAGCUGCUUGACAGUUUUGUUGGCAUCUCAUGCCUUAAGUUCCUUGCACUCUGAAUUUGGACUACUCGGGCCUGGGUUCUCAUCUGAAAUUUGCCACUGACCCCUGGUGAAAACUCAGGCCUGUGCUCGAAGUUGAAAUUGCACAAAGCACAGCUCAAAUCUGCAGCAGAAGUAAAGUGAACUCAAGCGAGCGUGCAUGGCUCAGGUGUCAGAAAGGUGUAUGGACUCCUGAAGUGGAAGAGGUGGUGCAGAGGGGGCACCGCCCAUGCUGCCCUGCUUCCAGCUGCUGCGCAUAGGGGGAGGCAGAGGUGGUGAUCUCUACACCUUCCACCCUAGCGGGGCUGGCUGCACCUACCGCUUGGGCCGGCAGGCUGACCUGUGUGAUGUGGCCCUGCAGCCGCAGCAGGAGCCCAGCCUCAUCUCUGGAGUCCACGCAGAGCUGCACGCUGAGCGCAGGGGUGAUGACUGGAGGGUCAGCCUGGAGGACCAUAGCAGCCAAGGGACUCUGGUCAAUGAUGUCCGACUCCCAAGAGGUCACAGGCUGGAGUUGAGUGAUGGGGACCUUGUGACUUUUGGUCCUGAAGGGCCCCCAGGAACCAGCCCUUCGGAGUUCUACUUCAUGUUUCAGCAAGUCCGAGUCAAACCUCAAGACUUCGCAGCCAUUACCAUCCCGCGGUCUAGUGAAGAGGGAACCAAGGCUGGCUUCUGGCCUAUGCUCCCCCCACAGGGGGCCCCACAGCGCCCCCUCAGCACUCUUUCCCCUGCCCCCAAAGCCACACUGAUCCUCAAUUCCAUCGGUAGUCUCAGCAAGCUCAGACCUCUGCCCCUGACCUUCUCCCGGAGCGGGGGUGAGCCACAGAGCCUGCCUAUUCCCACUCCUUCUGCCCCACCCCCAAGAAAUCGGAGGAAAUCCGCUCACCGAGUGUUGGCAGAGCUGGAUGAUGAGGGAAAGACUCCUGAGAGCCCCCCACCAGUCUUUAUGGAGCCCAGGAAGAAACUCCGUGUAGAGACAACCCCACAGACACCUGGUGGAAAUAGGCGUGGACGACCUCGGAAGCACCCAGUGAGCUCUCCCAGGGCUCCCCCAGCAGAUGGGAGUGGGGAGCCCUGUGCAGCCCCUUGUUGCUACCUACCAGAAGAAGAAACAGUUGCCUGGGUUCAGUGUGACGGUUGUGACCUGUGGUUCCAUGUGGCCUGUGUUGGCUACAGCAUCCAGGCUGCCAGGGAGGCUGACUUCCGGUGCCCAGGGUGUCGUAUAGGCAUCCAGACCUAAGGCCCACCACCAAGGCACCAGAGGACAGAAAGCUGCCACCUCCAUGCCAUAGGUGGACACGGUGGGGCACCGAUGGAUCCUAAGAAAUGCCCCCUUCUUCCUUUGCCUCUCCAGUGGGGGAUGACUACAGGGAAGUGUCCAUUGCUAUGGAUAUUGACUCAAGGCCUGAAGCAGGCCCUGACGGCCAAGGUGACAGAAGAGAUUGUUUCCUGCCAAAGAAACUGCUGCCUCCAGGAAGCUGCCAGCAAGCUGAAUAUUCUGUUACAAGCUACAGGUCCAUGUCAUGGGUACUAGAAUGUCUGUGGUCGGAGCACCCAUUAAUUAUAGAAUCCCUGGGUAGAUACAAGCCUCGGGUCUUGGAACGAACAUGUUCUUGGAUGGCCUCAAUUAUAGAAUCCCUGGGUAGAUACAAGCCUCGGGUCUUGGAACGAACAUGUUCUUGGAUGGCAUCACUAAGGCCUUCUGGGGAAACCUAAGGCACGGCCUCAAAACUUUUACAUUUUGAGUCAACCACUGGCACUGACCACGAUCAUGACUUGGCUUUUCAGAGCUUUGCUUCUAUUUCCAAAUAAAGAAUAAGCAACUUCA